AUGUCUGAUUCAGGUCUCCCCUCCAGCUGGGAGGUUCGCCAUUCCAACUCCAAGAACUUGCCUUACUACUUCAACCCUGAAACCAAGGAAUCCCGCUGGGAACCUCCAUCCGGAACCGAUACCGAGAAGCUUAAGAAUUACAUGGCAACCAAUCACACCCCCUCAGCUCGCCCCGAUGCCGCCGGCCAGGCUGAAGGCAAGAUCCGCUGCAGCCACUUGCUGGUCAAGCACAGUGGCAGCCGUCGCCCCAGCAGUUGGCGCGAAGCUGAAAUUACCCGGUCCAAGGAGGAAGCAAUUGAAAUUCUGAAGGGUUACGAACAGAGAAUUCAAGAAGGCGAGAGUCUGGGAGACAUUGCUGUCUCAGAGUCGGAUUGCAGCAGCGCUCGUAAGAAGGGCGAUCUCGGUUUCUUCGGCCACGGUGAGAUGCAGAAGGAAUUCGAGGAUGCUGCGUUUGCUUUACAGCCCGGCCAGGUUAGCAGUGUCGUUGAGACAGCCUCGGGUGUUCACCUUAUUCAACGGGUCCAGUGA
Molecule: messenger RNA, 528 nt
Organism: Penicillium manginii
Lineage: Eukaryota; Fungi; Ascomycota; Eurotiomycetes; Eurotiales; Aspergillaceae
Gene: pin1
Product: peptidylprolyl isomerase ESS1
Exons: 4
Coding region: 1-528 (175 amino acids)
Cellular component (GO): nucleus; cytosol
Molecular function (GO): protein binding; peptidyl-prolyl cis-trans isomerase activity
Source: RefSeq, a predicted model, not a curated record